Messenger RNA from Pterocles gutturalis (yellow-throated sandgrouse), 933 nucleotides. It is a transcript of the gene CYSLTR2, whose product is annotated as cysteinyl leukotriene receptor 2. Gene Ontology annotation, molecular function: G protein-coupled receptor activity. NCBI's taxonomy places the organism in Eukaryota, Metazoa, Chordata, Aves, Pterocliformes, Pteroclidae. Bases 1 to 933 code for a protein of 310 amino acids. Gene Ontology annotation, biological process: G protein-coupled receptor signaling pathway. The record is from RefSeq and is a predicted model, not a curated record. Gene Ontology annotation, cellular component: plasma membrane. The transcript has a single exon.
AUGAAUAUUUCCAAGAUGGCUCUAGACAGCAACUUCACCAACAGCUCUUUUGACUGUACAAUUGAUGGCUUCAAGCAAGUCAUUUAUCCCAUCAUGUAUCUCUCUAUCUUCUUCCUGGGUGCUAUUGGAAAUGGCCUCUCAAUUUUUGUUUUCCUCCAGCCUUCACAGAGGAAGACUUCAGUAAACAUUUACAUGCAGAACUUGGCUGUUUCAGACCUCAUGUUUGUAAGCACUCUGCCUUUUCGGGCCACAUAUUUCCUGUUGGGAUCACAUUGGAUAUUUGGUGAUGUUGCCUGCAGGAUCAUGACUUACAGCUUGUACGUGAACAUGUACUGCAGCAUUUAUUUUCUCACUGUGCUCAGCGUGGUUCGUUUCACGGCCAUUGUCUACCCAUUUAAACCGUGGAAAGUAACCAACAUGAAAUAUGCCAGGAUAACAUGCGCAGCCAUAUGGGUCUUCGUACUGGCAGCCUCCAGCCCUCUGUUGAGCAAGGAAAUUGCUGGGUACAGCAACCCAGCCAAGUGCUUGGACCUCCACCCCUCCAGCAUGCACAGACUCCGCAUGAUGAACAGCUUUGUCCUCGUCGUGGGCUUCAUUCUGCCAUUUUGCACAAUUAUUGUCUGCUAUGUCUUUUCAAUCAAAGCUUUGCUCAAGUCCAGGUCUCCGCAGUGCAAGAAGGCAGUCUGUCACAAGAAGGCACUGUCAACCAUCAUCAUCACUCUCAUCCUCUUCCUCCUCUGUUUCCUGCCAUAUCACACACUGCGAACUGUCCACCUGAUGCACAGCAGCUGCAGCCCAGCCAACCUGCCCAUGCACAAAGCACUGGUGGUCACUCUCUGUCUUGCUGCCAUGAACAGCUGCCUCGAUCCCAUCCUCUAUUACUUCGCUGCUGAAAAUUUCAAAGCAAGAAUUAGAAGUUUGUACCGCAGGUAG